AUGGAAGUCCUGCUAGGAAUAACGGGCAAGGACUUUGUUAUAGUCGCCGCCUCAAAAGCUGCCAUGCGUGGCGCCUCUAUCCUCAAAUCCAACGACGACAAGACACGACCACUUAACAAACACAAUCUACUUGCUUUCUCGGGCGAGGCAGGAGACACGAUACAAUUCACAGAAUACAUACAAGCCAACAUUGCGUUGUACAGCAUGCGGAACGAGACAGACCUUGGUCCAAGUGCAGUAGCGAGUUUCAUCAGAUCAGAGCUGGCUAAGAGUCUGAGAAGUCGGAAGCCAUACAACGUGAAUCUGCUGCUAGGAGGUGUUGACCCAAUCUCGCGAGAGCCCAGUCUGUACUGGUUGGACUAUCUGGCGAGUAGUGCUAAGUUGCCAUAUGCGGCCCAUGGUUAUGCACAAUACUAUUGCCUAUCGAUCUUGGACAAGCAUCACCAUCCAGACAUCUCUUUUGAUCAGGGUAUGCGCAUCCUACGCAUGUGUACGGACGAGCUGCAAAGACGACUACCGAUCGACUUCAAAGGGAUGACAGUGAAAGUGGUUAAGAAAGAUGGUAUCCAAGAGGUUGAGUACGACACGAGCAAGCAGGUAUUGAGUGCUUAA
Messenger RNA from Lithohypha guttulata, 612 nucleotides. RefSeq names its product Proteasome subunit beta type-4 (gene PRE1). Gene Ontology annotation, cellular component: cytosol; proteasome core complex, beta-subunit complex; proteasome core complex. The transcript is spliced from 2 exons. Lineage: Eukaryota; Fungi; Ascomycota; Eurotiomycetes; Chaetothyriales; Trichomeriaceae. Gene Ontology annotation, biological process: proteasomal protein catabolic process. The coding region runs from base 1 to 612 and encodes 203 amino acids. The record is from RefSeq and is a predicted model, not a curated record.